Molecule: messenger RNA, 822 nt
Organism: Biomphalaria glabrata
Lineage: Eukaryota; Metazoa; Mollusca; Gastropoda; Planorbidae
Product: fibroin heavy chain-like
Exons: 2
Coding region: 1-822 (273 amino acids)
Biological process (GO): negative regulation of protein sumoylation
Molecular function (GO): calcium ion binding
Source: RefSeq, a predicted model, not a curated record
AUGGCGUGCACAAGGUAUGAAUCUGGGACCAUCGAGGCGGCAGGGUAUGAAUCUGGGACCAUCGAGGCGGCAGGGUAUGAAUCUGGGACCAUCGAGGCGGCAGGGUAUGAAUCUGGGACCAUCGAGGCGGCAGGGUAUGAAUCUGGGACCAUCGAGGCGGCAGGGUAUGAAUCUGGGACCAUCGAGGCGGCAGGGUAUGAAUCUGGGACCAUCGAGGCGGCAGGGUAUGAAUCUGGGACCAUCGAGGCGGCAGGGUAUGAAUCUGGGACCAUCGAGGCGGCAGGGUAUGAAUCUGGGACCAUCGAGGCGGCAGGGUAUGAAUCUGGGACCAUCGAGGCGGCAGGGUAUGAAUCUGGGACCAUCGAGGCGGCAGGGUAUGAAUCUGGGACCAUCGAGGCGGCAGGGUAUGAAUCUGGGACCAUCGAGGCGGCAGGGUAUGAAUCUGGGACCAUCGAGGCGCCAGGGUAUGAAUCUGGGACCAUCGAGGCGGCAGGGUAUGAAUCUGGGACCAUCGAGGCGCCAGGGUAUGAAUCUGGGACCAUCGAGGCGCCAGGGUAUGAAUCUGGGACCAUCGAGGCGGCAGGGUAUGAAUCUGGGACCAUCGAGGCGGCAGGGUAUGAAUCUGGGACCAUCGAGGCGCCAGGGUAUGAAUCUGGGACCAUCGAGGCGCCAGGGUAUGAAUCUGGGACCAUCGAGGCGCCAGGGUAUGAAUCUGGGACCAUCGAGGCGCCAGGGUAUGAAUCUGGGACCAUCGAGGCGCCAGGGUAUGAAUCUGGGACCAUCGAGGCGCCUGAACAACAGUCCAGCGCACAUACCACAUGA